Mytilus trossulus (common blue mussel) is the source of this 1324-nucleotide messenger RNA. RefSeq lists its product as uncharacterized. Lineage: Eukaryota; Metazoa; Mollusca; Bivalvia; Mytilida; Mytilidae. The record is from RefSeq and is a predicted model, not a curated record. The transcript is spliced from 7 exons. The coding region runs from base 122 to 1324 and encodes 400 amino acids.
CAACCUUGUAUCAGAUUAGAACGUUGCUAUCUAUCUGCCUGCCGCUUUUUUACGCCUGAAUAUUUAAAGUUGAAUUUGAAAGUUUUGUGAAGAUUGUAGGAAUCUCAUUGUCAGAAUAGAAAUGGAGACUGAUAACAGCAGUCUUGAAUGGAAUAUUCAUACUUUAAUGGUGUCAUUAUUUCAAGUCGCUUUCAGUGAAAUAGAAGCUAAUAUUGCGUCUAUUGCACAAACAGUUAAUUCUAACGAAACUGAAAUACCAUUGAAUAACAGAGAAGAAGAAAUAACAGACAACGAUGAACGUGCUGUUGUUUACAAAUCCGUCAGAGAUGCUGAAUACAAUAAACUUGUUGACGCAUACGCCAAAGAAAAGAUAAUCACAGAUGAGAAGGAGAGAAAUAGAAUAACAAGAGAACAAGAGAAAGAAGAGUCGCCUGAAGUCAUAUCAACCAAAGAUAUAACAGACGACGAUGAAUGUGCUGCUUUUUACAAAUCCGUCAGAGAUGCUGAAUACAAGAAACUUGUUGACGCAUAUGCCAGAGAAAAGAUGAUCAAACUAGAAGAAAAGGACAGAAAUAAGAUAGUAAGAGAACAAGAACAGAUAAAGAAACCAUUUGAAGAAUUCUGUAAACCAGCCACUGACCUUGAUUCACUACGGCAUGUUUUUCAGGAGACAAGAGACUAUAAAGAGAAGGCUUUGACUUCACAACAAGAACUGCAUCUUAAAGAGGAACAACUAGAGAUAAGACAACCAAGACCCUUCCUUUCACCGGCGAGAGAAGAAAGAAUAAACUCAUUUGUAAGAGAACAUCAUAACAAUGAUCAAAGCUUCCAAAGAACAGACACAUGGACUGUACCUAUCAACAAAGAACUGGACACAUCUGUAAUAAGGGAACCUGUUCCAAAUAAGAAGGGAUAUCUACAACGGAUAGUCAAUACAGUAUUUAAGAGAAGCAAGCCUUCAACAAAAGACACCAUUGAUAAACAGCUUGCUUUAAAGAAAGAACUUAAGUUAGAUUUGUCGACAUUAGAUGACGAAAUAGAAGAUGAAGAUAUACCAGACACAUCAAGGACAACAGACAGUGAAUGGUUCAGUAUUAGUUUAAGUGACACAGAAGAAACUCCAAGACCACAUUUAAGGCCAUUCUUUUCAUCAGUAUUAGAAGAAACACAUGUUUCAACGAUUACUAGUAAAACAAAAGAAUCUGCAAUAAAUAUAGAAGUUGACUUUCAAUCCAAACCUAACAGUGGAUUCACAAGCUUUCGACAGUGGUUCUGUCAACUAUUUUGUUGUCAUAGCAAACCUGAUGAAGAUUUUGAUCAUUGA